Haliotis rufescens (red abalone) is the source of this 6119-nucleotide messenger RNA. RefSeq names its product hemocyte protein-glutamine gamma-glutamyltransferase-like. Gene Ontology annotation, biological process: peptide cross-linking. The transcript has 15 exons. Bases 224 to 2491 code for a protein of 755 amino acids. Lineage: Eukaryota; Metazoa; Mollusca; Gastropoda; Lepetellida; Haliotidae. The record is from RefSeq and is a predicted model, not a curated record. Gene Ontology annotation, molecular function: protein-glutamine gamma-glutamyltransferase activity.
CAUCCUAGUGUGACCGCGAUCAGUCUGGUGAGUUGACUUGUACUACCGGGUAGGGAAGCUUGUUGUUUUGUGGCACGCCAGCACAGCUUACUUAUCGGACCAGUACUCGUUGGUGUUGUGCUUUUGCAAGUCGGAAACACUUUGUCAUUGUCCCCCUUACUCGGACAUAAAGUAUUGGAUCUGUGUUUUCUGGAGCUGGGUCUUUGAAUUUUUUCGGAGCAUUAUGGCACGUGGACGUAGUGGUCGUCGCGGACGGACAAGCAGCAGAGCAGCGGAGCAACCUCGUCGACGAAGAUACAACUUCAGAGCAACACGCAGUCGGAGAUGUCGCUUGAUGGGAGGAGAUCAAGAGGGACGUCGACGAUGCAUGUUCAGUGAUGAGGAGUACAGGAAAAGGAUUGCGGCCCUUAGAGUUCUUGCAGAAGCCAAAGCCAUCAAGGUGUCGUCCGUGGAUCUCCACAAGGAGUCCAACAAGGAGAAGCACCACACGGACGAGUUCGAAAAGGAGGACCUGGUCAUCAGGAGGGGCCAAGCGUUUGACCUGUCCAUCACAUUCGACCGAGCCAUCACCAAAAGCUCUGACGUCAUAUUUCUACAAUUCACAACAGGUGCCCGCCCCCAGGAGAGCAAAGGCAGUCUACUCCGUCUCCCCCUCCUCGCUAAAACAAAACCUCCCAAGCGUGCCCGGGACUGGAUCGUGAAUAAUGUCAACAUCACUGGAAGCAAGCUGACGGCAACAGUAACGGCCUUCAAACGCGCCAUCGUCGGCCGCUACAGCGUGUACGUUGAGAGCAAGAUAGAGGGCGAAAAGAAAAUAAACAGAUAUGAACUGGAGGAUGAGGAUGUCUUUGUUCUCUUCAAUGCUUGGUGUAAAGAUGACGCGGUGUAUAUGCCGGACAGUAGUGACCGGGACGAGUACGUGCUGAGAGAUUCCGGCCGUAUAUGGGUUGGGUCAUCAAGGAACCACAGAGGCAGACAUUGGAACUUCGGACAGUUCGAUGAGCCCUGCUUGGACGCCGCGCUACUGCUGCUGGACAAUGCGGAACUGGGGGACACAGCGAGAGGGAGCCCGGUUGCUGUCAUCAGAGCAAUCUCGGCCAUGACUAACAGCAACGACGACGACGGUGUUCUGGAAGGCCGCUGGACAGAGACAUACCCUAAAAAUUCAACUGCGCCAUGGUUGUGGCCCGGAAGUGUCGCCAUCUUGGAGCAGUUUUACAAGACCAGAAAGCCGGUGAAAUAUGGCCAGUGUUGGGUGUUCUCGGGAGUGGUGACCACGUUGUUGCGCAGCCUGGGUAUUGGCACCCGAUCAGUCACCAACUUCGAGUCCGCCCACGACACCGACAGCAGCAUGACCAUCGACUCCCACUGGGACGAGGAGGGGGAACCAGUGGAUUGGAUGGACGAUUCCGUCUGGAACUUCCACGUGUGGAAUGAGUCUUUUCUGCGACGUCUUGACCUCCCCAAUGGAUACGAUGGCUGGCAGGCUCACGAUUCCACGCCACAGGAAUGCAGUGAAGGCGUGAUGAGGUGCGGCCCGGCGUCUCUCAAGGCCAUUAAGGAAGGUCACGUGUACCUCAGCUACGACACAGCCUUCGUCUUUAGCGAGGUGAACGGCGACAAGGUCCAUUGGCAGGUUGAUGGAGAUGGCGCCAUGGAAGUGCUCCGUAUCAACAGCCACGCCGUCGGGAAGUUCAUCAGCACCAAGGCCAAGAACUCCCCAUUGCGGGAGGAUGUGACCCACCUGUACAAGUAUCCUGAAGGUUCGGACAAGGAAAGGCAAGUUGUCAAGUUCGUCAACCAGUUCAGUUCUCGUGAAGAUGAAGAUAUUUACGGCACGAACGUGGAAUCUGACGUCGAGUUUUGCCUCGAGGUACCUGAAACGGCCUCCGUGUCAGAAGACUUCGUGGUUACCAUGAUUAUAAAGAACACAUCAAGCCAAACACGAACUGUUCGUGGGCGCAUGUCCGUGCUGACGUCAUACUACACCGGCAAUCCCGCCAAGCGGCUGAAAGGAGAAAUAACCGAUGUGAAAAUCCAAGCCAAACAACAGGAGAAGAUCACGGUGAAGGUCAGCCGCCAGGAGUUCCAGAGCAAGCUGAACGCAGAGGCCACCUUCCAGGCGUGCGCCAACUACAGAGUGACCGAGACCAGGCAGAUGUGGGCGGACACAGAGGCCUUCUGUCUCCUUAAACCGCCACUUCUGAUCGAAGUCCCUGGCAAAAUCCGUCCUAAGGAAAAAUAUGUUGGAAAAGUGUCCUUCACGAAUCCUUUGGAGAUCAAGGUGACCGGUGCUUCGAUUCAGGUUGAAGGGGGGUCGGCGGUCAAGGUUCAACAGUUUGACUACAAAAAACCCAUUGGACCAAAGGAAACUAUAUCUUUCGAGUUUGAGAUCACCCCCCGGAGUCGCGGCCUGCGAGAAGUUGGAGCGUCCUUCUCCUCGGAUCAUCUCGGUGGUAUUGACGGAUCAUUCGAGUUCAGAGUUAUCUAACUUGAUCCCCUUGAAGUCAAGGUCACCCAUCAUAGUUCAUCAUGGUUUAGUUUUGCCACAACAAUGGAGUUAUUUCUUCGUCGGAUUCGCAAUUUUGUCUUAAAAUACGUUGACAACGAAACCGAGGACAAUACUUUUCGGACUAAAAUUUCAGAUGGCCAUACGUAGCCACAAAAGUAACGUCGGGGGGGGGGGGGGAGACGUCCGAUCAAAGUUUUGAACAGCUAACAUAUGAUAUAAGUUGUAGCAGGAUCACUCGGGGUACAUGGGAUUUGAUGCGUCCCGCGUUAGGUUUUAUACCAUGAGCCGGAAUCCACGUGCAGCCUGUAUUGUUCGUGGUGGGGUAUAAGAGAUUUAUGCUCCCGCUGAGAAAUGUAUAAGCUUCCAAGGCGGGUUACACGGUAUUUUAUCAAGAUCACGUGGACCAAUUAGAUCUCGUCAUGCUGACAUGGAGGUAUGAUAACCCUCUUAAAGUAUCAUCUCUGGCAAUGCACUCAUAAAGCCUAUUAAACAAACCCAAAGGCAGGAAUACCCCCAGUUACACGUGACGUAUAUACGUCUCUGAGUAAUUACAUUUCUUCACACGCUACCAUUGUACAACUACCAUUUAGGGCUCGUGUGUGGCGAAAUCUAAUGACGCCAAAAUUUGGACAAUAUGGUAAGCAUCGUUAUGGAAUUUGUCUGUGCUUGGAAUGAACGUUCGAUGUUACUUUAAUAGUCUGGUGCAAAACAUACGAAGUGCUAACACCAUCAAUGAGAAAAGUGAUUUUUUUAUAUUUUUGGUAAGAGUUAACUCCAUUGAAAGAAAGUUCAAAACGUUCGAAUUCCACUGACUUCUAUUACGGAAUCCUAGAAGGGCAUUGUCGUCAAUGUAAUAAUGUCCCUUCGGAGAUUCCAUGGUUAUAACCAAUACAUCCGACGAACAAAUGAUUAAAUUGUAAAGUAUAGACUAUAUGUCGACCAUGUCAUGUUUUGUUGGUUAAACUGUAGGAUUCUGUAGUCACAUAACGGUAGCAGCUUCUCUCAUGUAGAACACAGGGCACUGGAGUGACUGGGCUCCAGGCUAACAGCGCUUUACUUGCCGCGCGAACCAACAGUGGAACCAGUUUAGGACACUGGAUUUCUCCAGCUUUACAAAUGCCAAAUCCAAACAUGCUUGAGAAAUCAGCACGUGUUAUUGUCCAGUGACAUUUGUCAGAUUACAGAGUACGAUACCUGUCUUUGAAAUCCGAAUGCUUUCAUUUUGUUCACGCUAUUGCUGUUCAUUCGUGUCUUUUCGUAUGUUUCCGUUACAAGUACCUUAUUCAUUCGUGAAUUGACGUGUCUUUCCAUUGCAAGUAACUUACUCAUUCGUGAUAUUUCGUUGACUGUUAUUUGUCCAUAGGACAUAAAAUCGUAGUUCUUUUUUUAAAAGAUACGAUAAGAUGCGAAAGACGACUAACCUUACCUAUUCCAUUCACCACAACUCGCAAUCAUUUUUCCUAAAUCCAUUCGUGUCACUUCGGAACAAACCAAAAACAUAACGGAAAGUUGCGAGUGGUGACGAAUGGCUUGGUUGAGGGAUGUGGCUACUAUAUCUAGGAUUCCAUAUUAACGUAUAUAUUUUACAUGUUCCACGUCAACCAUCAGUUCACGUCAUACCUUCACCGUGGUUGUUUGAGGAAAUACAACUAGACCAGAAUUAAUGGAAUAUUUCGCCGGAUGCCUCAUUGUAGGUUCUGAACAUCCCGGUUUUGAGUACGUUGUCAUUUUGUAAAAAUGAAAUUUCAAGUCAUAAUAUCUCAUUUUGAAGUAUCAUAAAAAAAAACACAUUUUGCGUUCCUCAAAUGUUAGCACCUGAGAAAUGUUCCGUUAAAUUGAAACGGUCUUAUUAUUCCCGGUUAUGAUCUCAACAUAUUUCAAUUCAUCAGUCAUUCCCAAAGUGAUAUUUACAUGCAAUGAACAACCAAGGUUAGAACAAUUUUUGUGGCCUACCCCAUGGAAAAAACGUGUUCAUCGCGUUCAGUCACGUAACAGACAUCGUAGCUACAGACAAGCGAUUAGCAGUAAUGCUGAUUUGUUGAUUUGUAAGGGAGUCUAUAUUUAGAUAUCAUUUAGACACCCUGUUUAUUGAAAACAUAUUCUACUUCCAGGAUUACAUGAUUUUGGGUGUGGAUAAAGUGUUCCGGGUUGGUAGGGCUUGAAACAACUAGACUUACGGAAGGCUCCUUUCCGAUUAUUAAAAUUGAUUUGAUUAAUUUUUCAUAUAUUUUUAAAUAAUUUAAGAUGACAUUUACAUCUUUGAUAAUUCAUUUACCUCAAUUUCAUUUCCGAAAUCUAUAUGUUGCGAAAUCCCAAAACAAUCAGUGGUUCUUCAAAUGAAACAUUUUAAUACACGAAAAACACAACAGAUGUACGGGAGCUAUUUAAUAAAAAUAACUUUCUUCGUACAUUGAGGAUAAGAAAUCCAAACAUGCUCUUUAAAAUUAUUUGUAAAUUGAGAGUAGGAAUUUACACUUGAUCAAAGUCGGCGUGGCCUUAAUGCCGGAAGUGAUGUAGUCAGACUUGGGCACGAUCAAACAUGGCAGCUACAAACGCGAAUGUGAAAUGUCUUUGAAAGACCGCGUAUCUCGAUGUGUGAUUGUCGGUAUAAAAGUUUGUUGAGAACAUGGUUUGUGUAUGAACAGAAACAAUAUGUGUCAAUUGCAAUGGUUACUGGGAAAACAGAUGUCCAUCCACGUGAGCUUACUUUAACCUGUACCCAGGACAUUCACCGUUAAUACUUCACGGGCGUGUAUGCAGGCCCGUGAAGUAGUGACGAUGCGUGUCAUUGGUAGCGCUUCGUUAGAGAACUGUAUUCUAUAGUUUUUCUCAGGAGCCGUACGUGGUACUUUCCUGACAAUAAAAACGCGCACAAUACGCAUUCAAACUAAAAACGCAAAACAGUUAAAUGUAUAAAUACUUUGACUAGUUCGCGCCAUAUUCACUGAUCACAUAGAUGCUGCUUUUUUUUAAAAUUUUAAAGCUGCAACAAUUUCCGAUUGAAUUUAAGCACAGCGGAUGAUCUCUUUGUUAAGGUUGCAAUCUAUGAAUUGAAGGUGAGGUGAGGUGAAAUUGGGUUUAACGUCGCGUCCAAGAUUAUUGCACUUAUAUAGCCACGUGCAUGCACGUGUAUGUGUGUGUGUGGCUGCUUGUACUAGUACGGACUGAUGCCGAUUUAUAGUUGCUAGCUCACUGAGAUACCAUGUCGCAGUUUAACAUGAAUACCCAACUCAGACUCCGAGCCGACCAGUCCUUGUUUUAGCCCCUUAAUGCCGAGCGCCAGACAGGGUAACAACAAGUACAAUCUUUUAACGUCUUUUUGUAUGACGCGGCCCGGGAUCGAACCCUGGACCUUCCGCUCUCCGGGCGGACGCUCUACCACAAGACCACGGAGGCGGUCUAUGAAUUGAAAAUGCACAUUAGUCGGUAUUAUGAUGUGUUAUAUGUUCCACUGCCAGGUCCAGUUUUGUGAAUGUAAGAAGUAUCUUGAUGUUAGAAUGUUAGACAUCCAACGUAGAUCUGCUCAAUUUACUGCCAUGUUAACAUGUCUGUUUUUUAAGAAUUUAUGUAUACUGUUUCUGGAAUAAAAUCGUUGUGAUUUCUUUUA